Molecule: messenger RNA, 3053 nt
Organism: Tachysurus vachellii
Lineage: Eukaryota; Metazoa; Chordata; Actinopteri; Siluriformes; Bagridae
Gene: naxd
Product: NAD(P)HX dehydratase
Exons: 11
Coding region: 436-2307 (623 amino acids)
Biological process (GO): metabolite repair
Molecular function (GO): ATP-dependent NAD(P)H-hydrate dehydratase activity
Source: RefSeq, a predicted model, not a curated record
AUGACGAAUUAAACUUAAAAAAUAUGUAUAUUCAUAUUAUCCUAUGCAGACUCUUGUUUUGUCGUGCGGAAUGUGUGCACUACUAAAUGACGUGGUACGCAAAAUAUCCGACGCUGUCUUGUUGUGGCUACAGAGAGGAGGAGCUCGGAUUAAGUUUUCAUUUAAUCCUCUCUGUAACAUAACGGUAACCCGGUUGUAAUUAGCGCCUUUUUAUGGCUCGUUUUCACUGAAUGCGGUUUACUAACAACGCAAUUCCACCCGGAAUAAUGGCAUACACGAAGAAAAGUAAGAAAAAAAAGGUUAGCUAGAUAAGUAGCUAGAUUUUGUGUAACGUCGGCUAGCUAGCUGGCGAGCUGAACGCUUAGCUAGUUUACAGUAAACAAACCCGGGUUAUUACAGUAAACAAACCCGGGUUAUUCCCGUCACCACUCGACCAUGUUAGUGAAUCCCACCCGAGGAUAUCACUGGUCAGACGCGGAGACCAGAGCACUGCUGACUAUUUGGGGUGAACACGACGUGCAAACGGCGCUGGACGGGAACUUCCGAAACAGUCACGUUUACCGCGAUGUAGCUGGUCGUUUGGGGGACAUGGGAUACGAUCGGACCCCGGAUCAAUGCCGGGUGCGAGUUAAGAGCCUGAAAAGACAAUACUUCCAGGCGAAAAAGGCCUCGAAGAAAAACGGCCACUAUGCGAAGAUCUUCAGGUUUUAUAAAGACAUGGAGAGAAUCCUGAGCACCAGGUCGUCAGCAGGGUUGGAUGCUCAUGAUUUAGACGGCGUUGGUGCUGAAGGUGACGAGACCCUGGACGGCACUGAAGAAGAUGGAGAGAGUUUGGACCAGCCGCACGAAUCUGACGUGGACGGUGCAGGAGAAUGUUCAAACAUGGAAUACCCUGUAAAGAUAGAGUACCCACCUUACCCCAUCCCAGUGACCGUGAGCAGCUGCAGUAAUGUACCGGAUAUUCCAUCAAGGCAGGUCGAAGAGCAGACCGCCACCGUGCCGUCCUCUGCAGGAAGCAGGCGGCACAAAAAGCGGUUUGCGAACCUGUCGCUGGAGAAACUUAUGGAGAAGUUCCUGGAACAGAGUUUGGAGUCAGAGGAGAACUUCUAUAGACUCGAGGAGCAGCGGCUCCAAGCUGAGGAUAUUCGCAGGGAGACGGAACACACAAGAGAGAUGCACAUGUUGCAGAUGCUGGGACAGAUGUUUGCUGGUCUCACCACACCCACGGCCACAUCGUCGUCUGCCCCUCAGUCUACUCAGAACUCAAAGAGCGGCCCGUCUGUAACUCAUGCACGUCCAUUUCGUGGCAGCCACAGCCAUCAAACCCAUCAUGUUGAUUACGACACGCCAAGUCCGCCAGCUGCUCCAGUUAUAGAGCGAACAUUUUCCCUGGGAGGGGUCGCACACAGGACCAUGGACAUCCUGCCACUGGUUAAAAAUACCAUUCCUCCGCUGACGUCUAAAAAGCACAAGGGUCAAGAUGGCCGCAUAGGAGUCAUCGGAGGAUGUCAAGAGUACACUGGAGCACCUUACUUUGCUGCCAUUUCUGCACUGAAAAUAGGUGCUGAUCUUUCCCACGUGUUCUGCACCAAAGAUGCCGCCACUGUGAUUAAAUCUUAUAGCCCUGAGCUCAUUGUUCAUCCUGUUUUAGACAGUCCCAAUGCUGUGCAGGAAAUAGAGAAAUGGCUGCCGAGGCUCCAUAGUUUGGUGGUGGGUCCUGGCUUGGGAAGAGAGGACAGACUUCUUAAUAACGCAAAGGAGGUUAUUGAAAAGUCCAAAUCAAGAGGAAUUCCAAUAGUCAUUGAUGCAGAUGGACUUUGGCUAGUUUCCAAAGAUCCAUCAGUCAUUCAGGGUUAUCAAAGAGGAAUCCUAACGCCCAAUUUCAUGGAGUUCAGUCGUCUCUAUGAGGCAAUGCACCAUCAGCCCCUGGACAGCACCGACCUCAGGCUCACUGCCCAGCAGUUGAGCAUCGCACUGGGUAAUGUGACCCUGGUUCUUAAAGGGGAAGAGGACAUCAUCACUGACGGCAGCCAGGUGAUAAGCUGCAGUCAGGAGGGAAGUGGGCGUCGCUGUGGAGGACAGGGAGAUCUGCUGUCUGGCUCUCUAGGAGUCUUCUCUCAUUGGGCUUUCAGUUCAUCGCUAAAUGCAACUGAAGGUAUUAAUCCUACACUGGUGGCUGCUUUCGGUGCUGCCUCGCUGACCAGGCAGUGUAACAAUCAAGCCUUUCUCAAGUACGGCCGUGCCACCACCACCUCUGACAUGAUCCAGGAGAUCUGCGCUGCCUUCAAGAAGCUGUUUGAAACCUGAACUUCUUUGUAAGCAUUCUAAGCUUUCAGCUUCUUCCCAGCUCGGUGCAACCACGUCUGAAGAACGGUUCAAAUGCACAGUUAAAAACAUAGUGUUUUGUUCUUCCUACGGGUUAGUUUGUCUAAAAAAUUUUUUUAGUGUCCUCCACUGUACACAUCUUCCUCUCCUGCUCAAAACAGCUCCUGUAACUGAGCUACACGGCAACACAUUUGCUUUUUUAUGUGAACAGAUGACAGUGAGAUUUACCCCAAACGUUGCUAGUUAGUCGACCUCAUGUACUAGAAAUCUGUGGCAAGACUAAAAGCAGAUGGUGCACUUAACAGUCAAUGACACAAUCUAUCCUAAACAUAAUUGUAUCACAGAACUGUUGAAUUCUAUAAUCUGAUUGUUCAGAAGGUGUUGAUUGGUUUUCUAUAACAGCAGCUCUUACAAUACAAUGCUCUUACUCUCUUCUAAUACAAUAGCUUUUCUAUAGUAAAUUGCACAGGAUCUUGUGUGCUGGAUGUUCCACACAAAUGUGUUUUUAAUCUUUUUUUUUUAAGGUGUCUAAUUGUUUACUUGUGAUUAGAGACACAGGAAAGCCUUUGCAUCAGAGGAUGUCUAUAAAAUGUCUUCUCUAAAAUGUCAUCUUAAUUUCAGCAAAGAGUGAAAAAGAAACGCUGAUGAGGGAUUGACUGCUUAUAGCUGCUAUAAGCAAUAAGAGCAACUGAUUUAUUUUCCCAACAUUAAACAUGUCUGAGCAUAAA